Molecule: messenger RNA, 2295 nt
Organism: Quercus lobata
Lineage: Eukaryota; Viridiplantae; Streptophyta; Magnoliopsida; Fagales; Fagaceae
Product: U3 small nucleolar ribonucleoprotein
Exons: 13
Coding region: 76-1782 (568 amino acids)
Biological process (GO): rRNA processing
Cellular component (GO): Mpp10 complex; sno(s)RNA-containing ribonucleoprotein complex; nucleus
Source: RefSeq, a predicted model, not a curated record
AACCCUAACCCUCUAAAACCCAACCUCUUCUUCUUCUUCUUCAAAUAGACAAAGAAGAAACCUAUCUCAUCAUCAAUGGGGAUGGCGACCUCAACCAAAGAACCCGGACUCGAAGCUCUGAAACGCCUGAAAUCUACGAAGGCACCAGAAUGGCUAACACCGAACCCGUCUCUCUCUCAAACGGCUCGCGCCGCGUCAGAGCACCUCUUCGCUUCUCUGAAGCCCUUCACUCCGAAAUCCCCAUUCGAAAAGCUCUUGACCCAAGGGUUCGACGCCGAGCAGAUAUGGCAGCAAAUCGAUCUCCAAUCCCACCCCCUUAUGUCGACUCUGCGCCGCGAGGUGAAGCGGUUCGAGAAGAACCCAGAUGAGAUAUCGAAGCUGAAGAAGGUUCAGAAAGUUGGGCACAAGGGUUCUGAGGGUGUAAAGGGUGUUGUAGAAGAGGAAAGUGAUGGUCUUGAUGAGGGAUUAAAUGGGUUUGAUGAGGAAUUGGAUGAGGAUGAAGAAGAGGAAGAGGAGGAGGAGAAGGAGGAGGAAGAGAGAGAGAGUGAGGGUGAAGAGGAGGGAGAGGAAGGUAGAGAAGGUGGGAUUGAAGAUGCGUUUUUGAAGAUAAAGGAAUUGGAGGGGUUUUUGGAGGAUGGUGAAGCUAUGGAAUAUGGAUUAAAGAAGAAAGGUGAUGGGUUGGGUAAGAAAAGUAAGAAGAGUAAGGGAAGUGAAGAAGAAGAAGAAGAAGAUGAUGAUGAUGAAGAGGAUGAUGAGCUUGGAGCCUUUGGGCUUGGUGAUGAUGAAGACGAUGAUCAAAAUGCGGACAAGAUGGCAAGUUAUGAUGACUUUUUUGGUUCUAAUAAGAAAAAGACUUCAAAACGAAAAUCAGAAGUGAAUGUUCGGUCAGAAGAUUUAGACAUGGGUGACGAACAAGAAGAUUCAGACAUGGGUGAUGGACAAGAAGAUUCAGACAUGGGUGAUGAACAAGAGGAUUCAGACAUGGGUGAUGAUCAAGAAGAUGAUGGGGCUUUUGAAAAUAAGAAGCAAGAGACUCUUUCUACCCAUGAAAAAGAACUUCAGAAGCUUCGAUCUCAAAUAGAGCUGAUGGAAAAGGAAGACCUGGAGCAAAAAGAUUGGACCAUGCAGGGAGAGGUAACUGCUGAAAAAAGGCCAGUGAACAGUGCAUUAGAAGUUGAUCUGGAAUUUGAUCACAAUGUGAGACCUGCCCCUGUGAUCACUGAGGAGGUUACAGUAGCACUUGAAGAAAUCAUAAAGGAACGGAUCCUUAAGGGACAAUAUGAUGAUGUGCAAAAGGCUCCUAGGUUGCCGUCUGUGGCUCCGAGAGAAAUCAAAGAGUUGGACGAGAAUAAAAGCAAGAAGGGUCUUGCUGAAGUUUAUGAGGAAGAAUAUGUUCAGCAGACAAAUCUGAAUUCUGCCCCUUUGUCAUUCAAGGAUGAACAGAAGAAAGAGGCUAGCAUGUUGUUCAAGAAACUUUGCUUAAAGCUGGAUGCUCUUUCUCAUUUCCACUUUGCUCCAAAACCUGUUAUAGAGGACAUGUCUAUACAAGCAAAUGUCCCAGCUCUAGCAAUGGAAGAGGUAAAGAGUUUAUUGCACCUGUGGCUGUCUCAGACGCAGCUAUGCUGGCUCCUGAGGAAGUUUUUACUGGCAAAGGUGACAUUAAGGAAGAAACUGAGCUUACACAGGCAGAAAGGAAGAGGAGGAGAGCUAAUAAGAAGAGGAAAUUCAAAGCUGAGGCAGCUAAACGGACUGCAAAGAAGCCACAAGACAGCACAUCCCUAAACCAUGAUCAUGGCAAAGAAGAAUGAUGAGAUUUUGCAUAUGAUUAAGAUAUGCAAUGGUCUCCUUACAAGCCUUACUCUGUAAAUCAUGGUUUCAACUCAAGGACAAGUAAGAGGAGUGAGAGGCAGAGAAAAGAGGAAGGGUGGUGCCUUUACCCCAAAGAUCUCAUUUGUUCAGCCUUAUGCUUCUGACUUCUGGUGAGUGUGUAAAGAAAUCUGUACGAAAGAGGAUGAAAAGGAUUGAAGCAUCAUAUCCAUCAAUGGAAUGUCAGUUCAUUGUUAUUUAUUAGAAUUCUGAUAUGAUAGAAAGUUUUUGUUAUGUAAUUAGUAUCUAGUGAUUUUGUUAUCCUGGGUUUCACAGAUCCUAUAGAACAGUAUACUAGUUUGUGUCGGUUAUAUUCUUUUGUUCAGCUUAUAUGUUUUGCGUAAGGGAUUCCAUUUUGCUCUAGGGAUUCCAUUUGUUUUUAGCAUCAGUUGGGCAAGACUGGAUGAAUAGAGAUUGCUUUGAUGCUUA